AGCCUCUCAGUGCCUUGGCUAAAAUUACUAUGGUGAUGUAAGUGCAGAAAUUGGCCUGUCUGAGUAUAUACAAGAUCACUUGAGCACAGGAUCCAGACGGACCUCGAGCAACAUCUCAGUGCCCAGCCUUCCCCUAAACCCUACACUCCUACACAGAGGGGAGAGGAUGCAGACCGCAAACCAUGACCUGAGCAAGCAGUGGCAGCAACAGGCACGGGCACUGAGUAGAGAAGCUCGAGGAGAAGGCCUGAAUCUAGGGAAGAAGGUCAGCACACCAAAGGAUGUAAUGAUUGAGGAGCUGAACCUGACAUCCAACAGAGGUUCCAGGAUGUUCCAAGAGAGGCAGAAAAGAGUGGACAAAUUCACAGUGGAGAACACAGCAGAUGCACCUACCUUCAUAUAUGAUGGCCUGAAUCAGAUGCAGGCCCAGAGUCAGGUCCAGUUGGCAUCACGGGCUCAAGGCGGGAAGGAGAACAUGGCACACCCCAUAGCCGGUAAACAUAGUCUGGUUACCACUCUGAUGGAAACUGUCUCCAAGAAAGGCAGCCCCAACGUCCUUGCUCCAGGCUACUCUGGCCCUUUAAAAGAAAUUCCUCGAGAAAAGUUCAACAUUACUGUAAUCCCUAAAUCCUACUGCUCACCAUGGAGAGAGGCACUGAGGGGCAAUGAAGAGUUACUAACAUCUAUGAGCCCACAGCUUCCUGAACCAGAGAAACGUCAGCCUGCAAACUACAGAUGCUUCAACAGGGUAGCGAUGCCAUUUGGGGGUCCCAUGCACAGUAAGAGGGUUAUUCCCACCAUCAGCUUUGAAGCAGUGGAGUCCCAGAAUUUGCCAGGCCCCACAGUGGAGAGGAUGGUCAAACGGCCCAAUUUCAACAGAGCACCUCGCGGCUGGGCCACAAGUUACUUACCCGAGUCUAAUGAACUCUGAGUGCAUCGGGGUCAAAGCCCUGACUGUCUAAAGUUUACUAAUAGCUGAGAGCCUGUGGCACUCGCUGUUCUGAUGCCUUUUGAUCAUAGACAAUAAUUCUGGGUUUGCUGCAGAAGGCAGAAUAUCAGGUUUUAACCAUGGGCAUUCAUAAAAGCUAGAACUGGGAUGCUAACUGGAAUAAUGUGGGUCUUUGAGAGAAAGGUUGAGUCUUUGUAGUAGGCAGUAACUGUAAACUAAAAGCUUAAGAUGAAUGCACUUCAACUUAAUUUAUUCAAAUGGUGUUGAUGCAAACGAAUGCCAGGAUAUGAUUCUCAGUACAAUAUUGUCUUGUUUUGUCCUUAUAAGAAGAGUACACCUGAACAACUGGAAUAUGGCACUGUAACAUGUGAUCUUCAACAGUGUCCAAGAUUUAUUUUAUAAUUAAAUUCUGAAUUGAACUUCUUUCAUCUCCAUGCUGAGCUAGUUUUGAUUUAUUGAAUAGUUUCUUACUAUUACUGCCUGCUUACGCUGACACCAAUGGGAUUUAGCUCUCGCCUUAAUCUCUACCUAACGAGAGUAAUGCAGCAGCACUUUAAUCCUUUAGUCUGUCCGGAUAUCUCACCUCCUUUCCUGGUCACUCUACUCAAACAGGUGAGGUUCCAAAGCUUCGCUGUUUGCCAUCACAUAGAUUACAAACAAGAUGAAUAUAGUCUCUGCCGUAACUGGCUCAUCAAUAUUACAUUAAUCAUGCAUGAUGGGUGAGAAAUCUAGUGAGAAACCCUAGCUCUUUUGGUUUGUUUAGGAUCAAAUCUUAACUGUUUUGUAAGUAAGUACAAGAUUUUUUUUUUUCAAACCUGUCCUAUUAAACACCAUUGUAAUGUU
Molecule: messenger RNA, 1792 nt
Organism: Hemibagrus wyckioides
Lineage: Eukaryota; Metazoa; Chordata; Actinopteri; Siluriformes; Bagridae
Gene: myoz3a
Product: myozenin 3a
Exons: 6
Coding region: 167-931 (254 amino acids)
Cellular component (GO): Z disc; actin cytoskeleton
Molecular function (GO): FATZ binding; actin binding; telethonin binding
Source: RefSeq, a predicted model, not a curated record